This is a messenger RNA of Pogona vitticeps (central bearded dragon), 2417 nucleotides long. The record is from RefSeq and is a predicted model, not a curated record. NCBI's taxonomy places the organism in Eukaryota, Metazoa, Chordata, Lepidosauria, Squamata, Agamidae.
GGGGAAAGUUCUGGUUUUACACAAAAGCUCAGAAGGAGCAGAAAGAGGGACAGAUGUUGGACAGCUGAAGGAUACAGGCAAAAGGGGGGGAAAAGAGACCAGCACUGGUGAGGAUAGUUAUUUUUGGAUGAGGAAAUGGAACUGAGAGAAAAAGGACGAGAUUGACAGGGAAAAAUGUACCCAGAAGCACCUGACCAUUGGAAACCUGAGCUGUAGCGAAAUGUCUUCCGAAUACCCAAAGGAGAAGGAAAUUGAACCACUCAGCCAUUUUGACAAGGUGGAACAGCAAGAGUCACUGCUUGCCCUGAAGGAUGUGAUGAUCAGCAACUUGGUAUCUCGAAUCCAUGCCCUGGAACACACCACAUACGAUGGGUGCUUCCUCUGGAAGAUCCCUGAGGUGGGGCUUCGGAUUCAGGAAGCACAAACGGGAAGCCGGAGAGCACUUUAUUCCCCUGCAUUCUACACCAGUCGCUACGGUUACAAAGUCUGCCUCAAGCUCUUCCUGAAUGGAGACGGCACAGGAUCUGGAACCCACCUCUCUCUUUUCUUGGUUCUGAUGAAAGGGGAAUAUGAUUUCCAACUGAAAUGGCCUUUCCAGCAUAAGGUCACAUUCACUCUCCUGGAUCAAGUCAACAAGCAUCACGUCUCAUCCUCAUUCGUUCCCUUGGAGUCUUCCUCCUCAUUCCAGCGGCCUGUGAAUGAAACCAAUGUUGCCAGUGGCCUUCCUGAGUUCUGUCCCUUGAAUCUACUCCACCGCCCCCAGACUACCUAUAUCUGCAAUGACGUGUUAGCCAUUCAAGCAGUGAUCAACACAAAGGCUUAGGACUGGGGUGACUUUGACCCUUUGGGAAAUGGCAAUAACGGACUACUGUACCUGACAAUUGUUGAGAGACAGCUGGCUAGUUUCAAAAUGAUUGUCAAGAGAGAGAAAGAACCACUGCUUUCUUCAUGGUCUCAACUGAAGGCAGGUUUUGGAAGCAUUUCCCCCCUAACUCCCUCCCCAUAUACUCACGACAACUGUCCUGAAGAGUCAUGGUAGAACUGCAGGGUGAUAGCUCACACACAGAAAAAAGAGGCCUAGGAUUGGAUCCAAAUGAGUGUUUUUCUUAGUACAGACCCACUGCAGGGCCUUUUUGGUGGGGGCCCUUGGCCACGUCAACAUUCUUCUCUUUGAAAGCAUCAGUGAGGCCCAUAAAGCUAAGUGGGAAAUGACCCAACCAACCAACUCUGCCAGUGGCAACAGCAUCCUUUUGCCAUGAGAGCACAAGCAAAAUGGUUGUGCCUGUGGACAGUGCUGAGAAAGCAAAAACCUACUCCCAGACAAACCAUAGCCUGAUUUCUCAUUACUGUAUAUGUAUAUCCCUUUUUAAAAUCCAAGACUGGACCAUUCUUCUCAAAAUAAUGGUACAUUGGAAAGAGAUGCAGAAACUUUGGUGACAACCUACUUAUUGUCUCUGUCCUCUGGAUAAUGUCCUUUAUUCCUUAGAUGCAGCAGAACGUUGGGUCCCCAAUUGGGGGACUUGCCUUUAUUGAAAACAAAUUAUAUUCCACAAUGGGACAUCCAAGACUAUUGUUAUUAUCUGCUCUAUCUACAGAAUGGGAUCUUCUUCUGAAAGAAAUACCUAUUGGAAUACAUAAUCUUAGAAUUUGCUGACAAAAGAUAGUUUUUAAAAUAAUCUGAACACAGAAUGUAAAAGUAUUUUCUUUAGGUCAUAAACUCUUAAUAUUCUGAUGCCAAAUAUAGUUUUUUUAAAGUACUGCAUGCAUAUUUACAUUUUUCCUCAGCUGACAAGAAAAAAAUGACACAAACACACAAGAUUCUGCAUGAAGGGGGUGAGGGUCUCAAAUGAACACUCCUGACCUGAGAUCCUCAGUCUCCUAAAAGGCCCAGACCCACUAAAAUCUUGACUAACUAACUUAUAAGCAACUGCUCAUACUUAUAAAAACUUAUUAAUUUAUUGCAAAAGCUGUGUACAGAAAUAAGUGUUUUGGGUGGAAAUUUCUUCCAAUAUUUUGGCACUUCUUUGACACAUGAACAGCUGAACCUGUGGAUCUGCUGCCUGUGAUAUUGGAUGAUCCUGAGAACUUUAUCAAGAGAAAGUGGCAACUUGGCAAGCUUGCUAAACAGAAGGGAGGUUGGCGACAUGAAAAGAGGAACACAGAUGGCCAUUUGCUAAACCUGUGAUUGGAUCCUCAGAGAUACUAGCUAUGUACCCGAUGCUGGCUCUCCGUUUGGGAUUGAUGACUAGCCAGACAACAUAUAAACAGUAUAUGUAUAUAUCAACCGUGAGGCUAACAGGAAAGCAUAGACGGACACCAUCUACUGCACUUCAAGGAACGGCAAGACCAAAAUUGUUCUUCCUGUCCCCACAGUAAUUAUCUUGAAGUGUCAUAAAGGAGCUGCAUUUCCAUUCUUA